CUUUCCUUGGUAAGGUGGAGACCACCGUACCAGUUUCCCGUCAAAGUCCUCUCCUCUCACUUCUGUGGUUCACUUCAGAGUCUUCAGACAUUUUCCCGCCUGAGAUUGACUAGGGUUUGCCGUUGAUCUUCCGAUUCUCAGUUUCGAGCUCUCAAAGUGCUCCGUGCGGGGUGCCCCAUGGUGGAACCUCCAGCCAAACGCCCCAAAUUUACUAGGGGUCAAGAUGAUUAUUUGCCUGGAAACAUCAUCGAGAUUGAAGUCCAUAACUUUAUGACUUUUGAUCACUUGACCUGCAAACCAUGCUCGCGUCUUAACCUUGUGAUUGGUCCAAAUGGCUCUGGAAAGAGUUCUAUUGUAUGUGCCAUCGCUCUGGGCCUUGGUGGUGAGCCACAGCUGCUUGGAAGGGCAACAAGUGUUGGAGCAUAUGUCAAGCGUGGGGAGGAAUCUGGAUACAUUAGAAUUUCCUUAAGAGGGGACACUGAAGAUGAGGAGAUAGUUAUCACGCGAAAAAUAAAUACUCAGAAUAAGUCUGAGUGGCUCUUUAAUGGAAAAGUAGUGCCGAAAAGAGAUAUAGCUGAAGUUAUUCAGAGAUUCAACAUUCAAGUCAACAAUCUAACUCAAUUUUUACCUCAAGACCGGGUUUGUGAGUUUGCCAAAUUAACUCCCAUCCAACUUCUGGAAGAGACUGAGAAGGCUGUUGGCGAUCCCCAACUUCCCGUUCAACACUAUACUCUUGUUGACAAGAGUCGUGAAUUGAAAAUUAUUGAACGGUCGAUUGAAAAAAAAGGAGAAACCCUGAAUCAGUUGAAGGCGCUGAAUGCUGAACAGGAGAGGGAUGUUGAGCGUGUGCGGCAAAGGGAAGAGCUUCUUGCAAAGGUUGAUGACAUGAAGAAAAAAUUGCCUUGGCUAAAGUAUGAUAUUAAAAAGGCUGAAUACAUGGAGGCCAAAGAGCAAGAAAAUGAUGCAAAGUCAAAGUUGGAUGAAGCUGCAAAGACUCUUAAUGCUUUUAAAGAGCCUAUUGAGAAACAAAAGCGGGAGAAAUCAAGAAUUGAUGCUAAAUAUAAAAAGCUUAGCGGCCUAAUAAAUGACAAUGCCAAGAAACGCUUGGAAACUUUGGAGAUGGAAAGCCAAUUAGAAGUGCAAGCACGAGGAAAGAAGAAAGAAAUCGAGGAUUUGAGGAAGCAAGAAACAUCUCGUCAAGAAAGAAUUAUAAAAGCUAAAGAGGAUUUUGCUUCGGUUAAACUAGAGCUAGAAAAUCUGCCUGCUUAUGAAGCUCCAAAGGAUCAGCUGGCAACAUUAAAAGAUCAGAUUGUGGAGCUUGAAGGUUUGGCAACUCAGAAGAGGCUCCAGAAGUCAGACAGGGAAAAGACUUUAUUCCAACAAAAGACUAAAAUGCUGCAAUGUCUAGACCGGUUGAAGGAAAUGGAGAGUACGAAAAACAAACUUUUGUUUGCUUUGAAGAAUUCUGGAGUAGAAAAGAUAUUUGAGGCUUAUCGGUGGCUCCAAGAACACCGAUCUGCAUUUAAUAAGGAUGUCUAUGGUCCUGUACUGCUUGAGGUUAAUGUUGCCAAGAGGGAACAUGCUGAUUUCUUGGAAGGGCAUGUGCCUCACUACAUCUGGAAGUCUUUCAUUGCUCAAGAUGCUGGGGAUCGAGAAGUCCUUGUGAAGAACCUCGGGCCUUUUGGUGUUCCUAUAUUAAACUUGGCACGUGACAACCUUCAGAUAGAGCCAUUUCGCAUUACAAGAGAGUUGCAUGCUCUUGGCAUUUAUUCGCGGCUUGACCAAGUUUUUGAUGCUCCCAAAACAGUCAAGGAUGUCUUGAUUAGCCAGUGUGGUCUGGAUCAUUCGUAUAUUGGGACGGCAGAAUCUGAUCGGAAUGCUGAUGCUGUAUCUGAUCUGGACGUUAAUGACUUUUGGACACCAGAAAAUCACUAUAGAUGGUCGAGGUCUAGAUAUGGGGGUCAUAAGUCAGGGAUUGUGGAGCCAGUACAUCGAUCACGGCUUCUCUUAUGCUCAGAUGCGGGGGAAGUUGAAAAGCUGCGGCAGCGCAAAAUGGAAUUGGAAGAAUCUGUGGCCAAUCUAGAAGAGAGUCUUAAAUCACUCCAGAAUGAGCUAAGACUGAUUGAUGAUGAAGCAGCUAAACUUCAAAAGGAGCGGGAGGAGAUCAUUAAUGUUGUCCAACUCGAUAAACGAAAGCGACUUGAAAUUCAAGGCCGUGUAGAACAAAGGAGGAGAAAACUGGAAUCGUUGGAAAAGGAGGAUGACCCAGAUAACAUUAUAAUGCAGCUAAAUGACAAGGCUGCUCAGUUCCAUGCUCAACGGUUGAAAUGUGCACUGGAAUUUAAGAGACUGCUUUUAGAUGCAGUUGCUUUUAGAAGAAGCUUUGCUGAAAAACACAUGGCUUCGAUUGAAUUUGAUGCCAAGAUCAGAGAAAUGGAAAUCAGUCUGAAGGAGCACGAUAAGUUUGCCUUGCAAGCAGCCUCACACUUCGAGUACUGUAAAAAGGAUGUUGAAAAUUGCAGGCAGCAGCUCAUAAAGGCCAAGCGACAUGCAGAGUCAGUUGCAGUGAUCACCCCGGAACUUGAAAAGGCUUUCCUUGAGAUGCCCAUUACGGUUGAGGAGCUAGAGGCUGCAAUUCAAGAUAAUAUUUCACAGGCUAAUUCUAUUAUGUUUUUGAACCCCAAUAUAUUGGCAGAGUAUGAGGACCGUGGCCGUCAGAUAGAAACAAUUUCCGACAAACUUGAAGCAGAUAAAAGGGAGCAGGCGUGCUGUUUAACUGAAAUAAAUGUCUUGAAGGAAAAGUGGCUUCCAACUCUGAGGAUUCUUGUGGCUCAGAUUAACGAAACUUUCAGUCAUAACUUUCGGGAGAUGGCUGUUGCUGGAGAAGUGUCACUAGAUGAGCACGACACUGAUUUCGACCAAUAUGGAAUUCUUAUAAAAGUUAAAUUCAGGCAAGCGGGGCAACUUCAAGUUCUCAGCGCUCACCAUCAAUCUGGAGGGGAAAGAUCGGUGUCAACUAUCCUUUACCUUGUUUCUCUGCAAGACUUAACAAACUGCCCAUUCAGGGUGGUUGAUGAGAUAAAUCAAGGAAUGGACCCUAUUAAUGAGAGGAAGAUGUUCCAGCAAUUAGUGAGGGCUGCCAGUCAACCCAAUACGCCACAUAUCGCCUUGCCUAUAUAUGAUGCAGGUGCUUUCUGCUUACUCCAAAGCUGUUAUCAGACCUGGAAUAUAGCGAGGCAUGUGCAGUUCUGAACAUAAUGAAUGGUCCUUGGAUAGACAAGACCUCAAAAGUUUGGAGCAAGGGUGAGUGCUGGAGAAGUGCUGCUGGCUUGGCUUAGUCGGAGGGAGUUGGUGCUGAGAGCGAUUGAUCACGGUUGGCAUGGAGAUGAUUUAUUAUUAGGUUGUCCAAGUUUUUUUUUUGAAAGAAGUUCCUCCCAACCCUCUCCUAGUUGCCUCCAUCAAUGCACUUUUAAGUUAUUGCAGUUCGACCAAAGAUGCAUCUCCAUUGUUAUUGUGUAGUAGUUUAUUGGGGUUACAUAUAGCAGCAGUAUUUAUGCAAGAAGUCGCAGGCAGCCGGAAGUGCGUUCACCUUCGUUUGGCAAAGGUAUAUGCCCACUACACUUCUAAUGGCUGAGGUGAAAUCUUACACUUCAUAUGUAUGUAUAUUGUCAGAGCACAUAUGUCCUACGGAUAUAUUCCAAAGGAAUUAACUCCAUAGGGAGGCUCCUUAAAAGGAGAGUUUUGCAGCGUGA
Punica granatum (pomegranate) is the source of this 3752-nucleotide messenger RNA. The record is from RefSeq and is a predicted model, not a curated record. NCBI's taxonomy places the organism in Eukaryota, Viridiplantae, Streptophyta, Magnoliopsida, Myrtales, Lythraceae.